Molecule: messenger RNA, 3716 nt
Organism: Moneuplotes crassus
Lineage: Eukaryota; Ciliophora; Spirotrichea; Euplotida; Euplotidae
Source: the annotation of a GenBank genome assembly
AAUUAAUUGGGAGAAUUAGAUUUUGGAGGUAGAUUCUUCGCUGUGAUGAAAGAUUUAUAGGUUUUAAUUAAUUGUUUAUUAACAAUUUAGUGAAAGACAGUGGCCAAGAAAAUAAAUUCGCUCCUCAUUUAUAUAAGAAGCAAAAGCUUGUAGCGGGAGCAAUCAAAAUUAAAACUAUUGAGAGAAAAUAUCACAAAGAUUUCCUAGACAAAAGAGCCCUCAGCUGAGGAAUUUGAGAUAAAAAGGUGGAAGUCAGGUCAUUGAUACCUCUCAGCUGAGUGCAUGCAUUCCAUCCUGAUUGCUUAAGAACUUUUAUAUUAGAAGAAUCUAAAAACUCAGUUCCAGUUUCAUGCCCAGUUUGUAAUAAACAAAUCUUGGAAAGAGAAGUAAAAAUACUGAUCUCUCCAGAUGAAUAUGACAAGUACAUCGCUAUGAUAUUGAGCAAAACUCUUAGAGACCAAAAACAAAACUGCAUUUACUGCUAUUCCUCAAUCAUCAAACAGAAGGAUAGUGCAUCCCUUAAAAUUUCAUGAAAUAACUGCAAGUUAUCUUAUUGCCUUAACUGUAAAGAAGAGUGGGAGGGUAACCAUUCAUGUCAUAAUGGGAGAGCUUUAUCAAACAAUUGAAACUCAAAGUCUUGUUCUGACAAGAAGUGCUUCUGCACCAACACUGAAUGGCAGUCGUAUGCUAAGACUAAGAAAUAUACCUCAAAACCAUCAAAAUCUCAAGUCCACUCAAGCUCUGCAAAGCCCACUUAUAAUAGGUCAUAUAAAUUUGAAAAUUUCAAAGUAAAGAACCAGGCUAAAUCUAAGAAGAAACAAAUAAUCUCAGUGCAAGGCAUCAAGUACAGCUCAAGGCCAUCGCUUCAGCCUCAUUCUCAAGGGAAUAAGGUUAGGCGAGGCAAAUAUUGCCUAGGGAACUUUAAUGGAGACACUAAGCAUUUCAAAUUUAACUGCCAGUGAGAUAUCUGUAAACUAAUCACUGCUGAUCUAAGCAAUUCAAACUACCUUGAUAAUUGCGAAGAACUUCUGCAUUCAAAGAAUUCUAAGGUUUACAGCUCUGAGAGGAAGAGUAAGAAAACUCUUCGAACAACUGGAAAUACUUUUCUCAGGAAAUAUUGUCAAGGAAGAAGAGAAAGACCCAAAGAUUCAUCAUUAAAAGGAAUCUAUUACGAUGAGGAAAAUGACAAAUUUCAAACAACUGGCUAUAUUCAUCCUUCAGAUGGGUCUUACGAUAGAGAUAAUUAUGAUCCUUCAUUUAAUUUCUGUUCUGAGAUGUUAUCUGCCCAAUACUCUGACCACAUGGUUAAGAAGCAUGAAUUGAUGUCAGAUCCUGCAAACUGAGAGCUUAUUCAACAAAUGAAGAAGAACAAGUCUAUUGAAGAGUAUACUAUCCGAACAAAAAGAUGGAAUAAGAUACUGAAAGAAAGUCCUGUUAAAGCAGAGAAACCAAAUAUACAUAAAGCUAAAUCUUUUAAAACGAAAAAUGUUAAGACAGAUUUAUCAGCUGCAACACGGAGUGUAAAAACAAAGAAGAUGACUGAGAACCCAAGGAGAAGCAAAAAACCAAGUAUCAGUUGAAUUGAUUCCUCAAAGGAUCUUGAAAAUAGUAAAACUAAACCUAAAACUAGAGUUAAAUAAAAGAUGUUGAGAAGGAAAAGGAGGUUGUUCAGGAUACGUACCACAGCCAUUAAACAAACCUAUAAUGAUUCCUUCCAAACAUCUUGAAGGCCAUCCAAUAAAUAUUGCAAUAAAGAAUAUAAAUCAGUUUAUAAAUCUUGCAUUCAAAAUAAAAUAGCAAGGAUGAUUACAAUGUACCUGCAAUUCUUAACCUUGGAAAGACUCUUGGGAUAAUAUACCCAAAGAGCCAAAUAGUUGAUCAUAACUUCUUGAGGUCCAGAGAAUUCCUGUCUUUCUCUAAAGAGAAAAUCCUUAGAUAUCUAUACAGUGCGAUCAACAAUAGUAAUGGAAAGAUAGAACCUGAUAACUCAAAGAGCCUGAUCUCAUUCCAUCAAAAUAGGUUCUACAUCGGCAGAGGAAACAACUCAAUCCUUGUCAGAUCGGUGAUUAAGCAGAGAUGGUGGUGGUCAAUGAAUGAGAAGGAGGACUUCUUCAAGACAAACUUUAUCUGGACACAAUGGAGAAAGAACAAGCACUUAUCCAUACUUGAUGCCAAAUAAAGAAUGCACUAACCAAGAGAUGAAUGAUUUAAAAUAAACAAAUCCUAAGUGAAAGGGCUGAUGAUAGUUAUGAAGAAGAGUCUCCUCAGCAAGCGAACGAAGAAGGAGCUCCUACUAGCGCAAGUACUCUUUUCCAGACCAAGAUUUACAACAGGCUUGAGAAUAACUUCCAUCUCAGCAAUAAGAAAGCCUUAUUUUGGAAUAUGUCUGAGUACUAUAAAUCUAUUAAUAAAUCCCCAUGGGAUGCUCUGCCAGUCACAUUUCAUGUUGAAAAUGGGCUUUCAGACCCAGAAUACAUGAAAUUCCUAAAUUUUCAGUCAAGACUGGAGCUCGAAAUUCAGAGCAAAACACGAAUUAAGAAUGAAGUGCUCUUCAAACGUCGGAAAGAGGAGGAACAAAAACAGAAGAAAAAUAAAUUUGCCAGAAUGAAGGAGAGAGCACGAAGAAGAGGAAAGAAGAUCAUCAGGUCUGAGCCUUCAAGCUCUGAAGAUGAAUCUAACUCCUCAUAUGAUUCUGACUCUGAAGAAGAGGAAUCAGAAGAUGAUGAGUUCAAAAUCCCUAAGAAUAUGUGGAUCGUAAAGCCAGGAGAGAAUACUAACAGAGGGAACGGAAUCCAAGUCUGAUCAUCUCUUCAAGAAGUAGAAAAUAUAAUCAGAACAUGUAGACCAAAGCAAGAAGUGCAGAAUGAUAAAGAUAAAAGUUCAAAGCUUGAAGAUAAUCACAGAAGAACUUUUAUUCUCCAAAAAUAUAUUGACAGGCCCCUUCUGAUAAAAGGAAGAAAAUUUGACAUCAGAGCUUUUGGAACCAUGACUUCUAUAAAUGGACUUCUUAAAGGAUAUUUCUACGAAGAUGGAUAUAUCCGAACAAGUUCAACCAAAUACACAAGCAAAUCAAAUGAUGUGUUUAUUCAUCUUACCAACGAUGCUGUCCAGAAGCAUGCUGAUAACUUUGGAAAAUAUGAAAAUGGUAAUAAGUUGUCGUACCAUGACUUCCAAAAAUACCUUAACUCUCACUACCCUGAAGAGAAUGUAUGAUUUUACAGAGAUAUUCUUCCACAAAUGAGAUGACUAGUCGCUGAUGCUUUCAGAAGUGUCUAUGGAAAAAUAGACCCAUUCAGACGAAUCAAUUCAUUCGAGAUAUACGGUUUCGACUUUAUGAUAGACAGAGACUUUAAAGUAUACAUGAUCGAAUGAAAUACCAAUCCAUGCUUGGAGCUCCCAUGCCCACUAUUGACUAGAGUUAUCUCAGGAAUGCUGGAUAACUCUUUUAGAAUUGCUAUUGAUCCGUUGUUUCCUCCAAGUGAUUUCUCAUUUUGUUGUAAAAGAACUGCAGCUCUUCCUGCAGAAACAAAGUAUCAGCUUGUCUUUGAUGAAGAAGCAGAUGGAUCUGAACUUUCUGAACUUCUUAAGAAGCAAAAGAACUGAAUAUUUGACAUUGAAGAAGAGGAAGAAGAUGAUCAAGACGAAGGUGAGUAUAGCGAAGAAGAAUUGUCACCAGAAGAAGCUGGGUAAUUAUCUGUUGGUUAUAUAUCUCAAUC